UGACUGAACGCUGGGUCCUGUUUCCAUUUUACCACCCACCCUCCCUCUACUUUCAGCGCUAGGCUAAUCUGACAAACUGUUGAAGUAGUAAUUGUGCCAGACCCAGCUGAGCCUAGUUCCUCCCUCCCCCCACCUCCUCCCCCCCCCCCACGCUCACAGAACCCCUCGCCGCCCGCCGCUGAGACUCUCCUCGCAGCCUUCGCCUCCUCCUCCUCCUCCUCCUCCACCUCUCUCUCCCUUUCACUUUGGGUAAUAAAGGGAUUUGCGCGCAACAAAAGGGUCCGCACAACACAAAACGGGAGCCCCACAGCUGUCUCUCCAUCUGCGCCCGGCUGCCAGGAUCUCCCGCACGCAGACCUACAGCGGAGCCCGGCCGCCGCGCAGCUCGGAGAAACGCUCGCCCACCCGCCGGGGGGUCUCCCGUCCGUGGACCUCGCCGCGUUCGACCCGCGGGCGCCCGGUGAGUGUCGCGCCCGCGUUCCGGCCCUGCGUGCUCCUGGAAGACAGGUCCGGCACCGGCUCUCACAGGUUCCACAGACAGACACACACACAAGGAAACCCAUAACACACAGGCUCUCUCUCUCUUUCUGUCUCUCACUCUCUCUUUCUCUCUCUCUCUCUCAUACACACACGCACACAGAGGGGAGGAGGAAGAGAGAGUUUCUGUCCCGGCUGCAGCAUCUCCCAGCAACACACAGUGGGACAGAGGGACGAGGGCCAGGCAGUACUCAGAAACCACGGCAAGCAGCCCGACGCGCCGCAGAGCCCUCCUCGCACCGGCCAGAAGCCCGCCGCUGAGGAGUAAUCGGCCAUCACGUCCCUCGCCAGAUCAACCGGGUGAGACGGAGCCGAGGCCAGCCGGCAGGAGGUGAAGCGAAGGUCGGGUCGGAGGAGGAGGAGGAGGAGGAGGGGGGGCGGCGGCGGCGAGGGGCGGCGGGCGGGAUGGCGUCCGCCGGCAUGCAGGUCCUCGCCUUCGUCCUGGCCCUGCUGGGCGUCUUCGGGGCGACGGUGGCCACCCUGCUGCCCAACUGGAAGGUGAGCGCCGACGUGGGCUCCAACAUCAUCACCGCCAUCUCGCAGAUGCAGGGCCUGUGGAUGGACUGCACCUGGUACAGCACCGGCAUGUUCAGCUGCACCCUCAAGUACUCCGUCCUCUCCCUGCCGGCCUACCUGCAGACGGCCCGCACCACCAUGGUCCUGUCCUGCGUGCUGGCCGCCCUGGGGCUCUGCCUGGCCUCCCUGGGCCUCAAGUGCACCCGCUGGGGGGGCGGGCGGCAGGCCAAGGGGCGCACGGCGGUGGCCAGCGGGGCCUGCUUCCUCCUCUCCGGGCUCCUCUGCCUGGUGCCCGCGUCCUGGUUCACCAACGAGGUCAUCGCCAGCUUCCUGGACUCCAGUGUGCCCGAGAGCAGCAAGUUCGAGCCGGGCGGCGCCGUCUACGUGGCCUUCGUGUCCGCCGGGUUCCUGUUCGCGGGCGGGUCCAUCUUCUGCACGUCCUGCCCGGGGAAGAGGGAGGGGCCCCAGGAACUGCUCCUGUCCUCCCCCGACAAACUCCUCCAGCAGCAGCAGCAGCUGCUGCAGCAGCGUCAGGCGCACCGCCCGCCCCUCCGCCAGGAACAGCCGCGCCCGGACCAGCCCCCCCAGGAUCAGCCGCGCCAGGACCAGCUGCAGCCGGAUCAGCGGCAGCAGGAUCAGCUGCUCCAGGACCAGCAGUGCUGCGGCGCGCUGCAGCCCCCUCCCCAGGAGAGCAAGGCCGGCUACAGCCUGCAGGACUACGUCUAGCCCUCUUCACCAGGUCGCCCUGCACCGUUUCCACGGAGGCGAACUUCGCACCCGUGAAAGGACGUGACAGGAAGAAGAGAAGGAUGAGAGAUGGCUUCUCCUUCACUUGCAACGUCUCUCUUUGUUCUUUACAACAGGCAGAGGUGGGUGUAAGUAUUCCCAAAAUCACGGAACGGACAGAUUUGGGACAUCGUCUGGUCGGGCAGAAGGGGAAGCUUAAUCUGCACACCUCCGCCAUUGCAAUCAAGUUCCUUGGGAACAGGUUUCACCGACUGCAAGAAAGCAUUGUGCGCUUUUACAUGACCAAGGACUGGACAGAAAACGCAGUCAUUCAGCAGCUUAAGAACCCAGAAUAACCUGUCAUUCAAGCCGGCAAUACGUCAAACAGAUGCAAUAUAUGGAAACUGUGCUUAGCAAAAUUGUAGUUUUGAACCAUCUGCUAGUGUUGUAGUUUUAAAUUAAUAUUUUAUUUAGAUAGCAAAUAGAAUAAUGAAUGUUCUGUGACCGCAUGCUGUCUGGAGCAUGUCAAUAAUGCAGAGGAAUGCCUGGUAGAUUCUGAGACUUGCUAUAGCUACCCACUCCUGUACCUAAAGCUGUGUUUGUGUGCCACAAAAAAACUGUUUGAAAAUGAAAAGUUAGAAGCAAAAAAUGGAUGCCAAUCUUGAGACAUACGCACACAUACAGAAAAUUCUGAAAAACAAAUGUCUUUUAGUGCCAGCAUAGAAUAUGACACAACAGGGAAAUGGUCUGAAAUAGUGAUGUACUUUCCCCAUCCCUUAAGUUCCCUUUGGCUGAACACACACACAGCUCUCCUGUUUUUACACGCACUCGUACACUUUCGCUCUCAGACUCAGACACACACACACGCCCACACUGAGGAAUGUGCUUUCCCUUUACACUCUUGCCAUCCUCAGCGCCAUGGUAACGGAAUCCCGAAACCAAACAUCUUUUCUUUUUUUUUCUCCGAGCCCAUCUGUGCAAUGUGUCAGUACGGUGGGGGGACUGCCAUCCAGACCAAUUCUGUGAGCCAGUUAACUGCAGCAAUCUGCUUUGCCCAAAUAAGGGAACCUGUGUUUGGCCACACAGGCCCCUCACUGGCUUCACAUGUGCAGAGCUGAGUUCUCUUACCUCUCUCACUGAUUCUGUGGCUUUCCACCAAAACCCCACCCAUACCUGUGAACCAGUGUGAACCUCACCACAGAAAACCUAUCCUUACCACUCCAUUUCCAAACCUACCAUUGCCAUAUUAACUAUCAACCUGUUCUAAAAAGCCAUAGAGGGUUUUUAAAUACAAGGUGAAUAUUUUAUUUUUGGGUGACGGUCAUACAUGGGUUGGACCUGGCUGUAGCAUUGCACUCAUUUCAAUAAUAAUAGUUGCCAAAGAUUCAUAUGCUGUUACGUGACAUCUGUUCAUAUGCAGAUAAUUUGGUCUCUGAAAAUAAUUUAGCCGAGGGGAAGCUCUGGUUGUACAUCUACUUAGAGCCAUUUAAUGUCCAUUUAAUGUUCAAAACAUACUCAGUGUCAAUUUCAAGUACAAAACAGAUGCCUUCAUAUCAGUUUCACUCUCCAGUUUCAUGUCUGUGAUGAAUCAUAAUAGUAUGUUGAAAAUAAUAAUGCAUAAGAAAAUGUGAAAUACUGGCUUAUCCUUUAACUUUGCAAUGCAAUAUUAUCUUGGAUGUUGUACUGAAAUAAUAUGCACUUGCAUGAAUAUGCUCUCUCUCUCACACACACGCACUCACACAUUCAUACACACGCACAUACGUACACACACACACUCAAACACACACUCUCUCUGAUACACACACAUGCACACACACACACGCUCUCACAUAUACAUACACAUGCACACACUUACACAUUCACCCACACACGCGCGCACACACACUCUCACAUACACACACGCACACUGACACACUCUCUCUCUCUCUCUCGCACACACACACACACACACACACACACUUUCGCUCCUAUAUCAGGGGUAUUGCGGUUUGCGAUGACUCUGGGCUCAGGAGUGCGAGAGCAGAGCCAGGCCUGGCACUGCUGGGUAGCAGCCUGUCACACAGACUGGCCUUUGCCCCCUGUACAAAUUCUUCCCACGCACGGACAGAUGGCACCAGCCAGCCUCGGCCCCGCCCUGCUAGGACUCUACCAGGGCCCAGCCUGCUCAGUGAGAUGAGUGGCAAGGAUCCAUGGGAAAGCUCAGGCCGGGCCAUCACAUGACCAGGCAACGGUGGCCUCCAAACAAAACAACAACAUCUAAAUCAAAUAAUAUUUGAAUGCGGACUGAAAGCAGCUUCAACUCACAUAAAAUAAUUGUAUAGUUUUUUUUUUCCUCUUCUUGCCAACUUCAGAGAUUUUCAGUUGUGACAAUCUCCCUGCUUUCAUCUCUUCAAAGCCUACUGAUGCACAAGGCACAUAAACAAUUCAGCUUCUGCGGGAUUAGGGGAACAUCCCAGUCUUGUGAGCGUGCCUUCUGAGGAUUUCUAGAAUGUAUAUAUCACGUUUUGGUUUGGUUUUCCAUUCAUAAUCUUUCUACCAAAGUACUUCCUGAUUAUUUCGUGCCAGUGCCAUCCUCCUUUAAGUUUCGUGGAGGGACAACGCAUUCCGAGUCUCAUUUCAAUAUAUGCUCAUGCAACUCUUCUUUAUAAGAAGACAAGUCGUUUACACUUUCAGUAGUGUAACAUUUGCUCAAGAACAGAUUGUCUCGAGAAGAUGAUAACCAUAGAAGGCUCCUGUCAAAAUCGCGUGAACGGCCUUAGUCUUUUAUCUACCGGCUGUACAUUGUACAAUAAUGCAGACGGCAGGCGCUGCUCAUGGAUACAGUAACUCCAAAUUACACUGCAGCGAAUGAGGUAGCCUAAACCUGUGGACUUCAAUACAGACAAGUGGGCAGAGCACAACGAAUGAGAUGAAUUGUUACUUUUCUGAAGUGGCUUAUGCGCAGUACGGCUUUUGUAUGCGACUGAUUUUCGUUUGUUUUAUUUGCAGAGAAUUUACGGGCAGCUGAAACACGUCCCUGUCAUUGCAGUAUGCUUGUUGCAAGUUGUUAUAUUUUUACUAUCAAUAAAAUUAUUUUGUGGAAAUGAA
Molecule: messenger RNA, 4866 nt
Organism: Anguilla rostrata (American eel)
Lineage: Eukaryota; Metazoa; Chordata; Actinopteri; Anguilliformes; Anguillidae
Product: claudin-20-like
Exons: 3
Coding region: 943-1779 (278 amino acids)
Biological process (GO): cell adhesion; bicellular tight junction assembly
Cellular component (GO): bicellular tight junction; plasma membrane
Molecular function (GO): structural molecule activity
Source: RefSeq, a predicted model, not a curated record